Messenger RNA from Scomber japonicus (chub mackerel), 3800 nucleotides. RefSeq names its product NCK associated protein 1 like (gene nckap1l). The record is from RefSeq and is a predicted model, not a curated record. NCBI's taxonomy places the organism in Eukaryota, Metazoa, Chordata, Actinopteri, Scombriformes, Scombridae. Gene Ontology annotation, cellular component: SCAR complex. Bases 65 to 3430 code for a protein of 1121 amino acids. Gene Ontology annotation, biological process: cell migration; cell projection assembly; cell morphogenesis. The transcript is spliced from 31 exons.
UAGCAUACAAGGGACCAGGAGGCCAAGGCUUGAACGGAGGGAGAGGCGAAGUGUGUCUAGAGCCAUGGACUACCAACAGAAACUGGCCGAGAAACUCACCAUCCUCAAUGAGAGAGGGAAUGGGGUGCUGAUACGCAUGAACCACAUUAAGAAGACCUGUGGAGACACCAAGCAGCGGCCAUCCAUCCUGACAGAAAAAGCAAUGGAGUCUGCCAUCAAGUACAUCAACAAGAAAUUCCCAAACAUUGACUUCAGAGGAAACAUUCAAAACCUGAACAGCAUCCAGCGACAAAAAUCAGAAGUGUUGGCAGCCACAACAAGCUACUACGAAUCUUUCCUGGAUGUCAUUGAGUUCAGGGACCACGUCUAUGAGUUGCUAAACACCAUUGAUGCCUGCCAGUGCCUCUUUGAUAUUUCCGUCAACUUUGACUUCACCAAAAGCUACUUGGAUCUGAUCGUCACCUACACCUCUGUCUUCAUAACGCUCUCUCGCAUUGAUGACAAGAAGGCUCUGGUGGGCAUGUUCAACUGUGCUCAUGAGAUGACCAAUGGGAGCAGUGACCCUUCCUACCCACGACUUGGCCAAAUGCUUGUGGAGUAUGAUCAUCCUUGGAAGAAGCUCACUGAGGAAUUUGGCCCUCACACAAAGUCAGUGACGUCAGCGUUAAUGUCUCUGAGGAUUCUCUACCCACGCAGGAACCUGCCGGCAGAGCAGUGGCGGAGCGCCCAGCUUCUCAGCCUCCUCAGUGUUCCAGCUACCAUGCUAGACCCGGCCUGCUGUGACACUAUAGCAUGCGAAUACCUGUCUAUGGAGGUGAUGGAGCGGUGGAUCAUUAUCGGCUUCAUGUUGUGCCACCACAGCCUGAAUACCCACCAGCCUUCCCUGGAUCUGUGGAAGAUGGCUCUGCGGGGUGGCCUCUACCUCAACCUCGUCAGAGAUGAAGUACUCAACAUACACAAGGUCACAGAGGACCUCUUUGAUGGCUUCAAAGGAUACAGCAAGCGAAUUGCAGACAUCAAAGAGUGUCGUGAGUAUGUUAUAUUGAACAGCGGGGCUAUGCACAGAGAGAGGAGGCAUUUUCUGAGAGGAGCACUGAAGGAAUUAUUCAAAGUUCUGGAGGAUGAACCUGGACUACUGGGACCAAAGGCCCUGUUUGUUUUCAUGGCUCUGUCGUUUUCCCGUGACGAGGUCCUGUGGCUCGUCAGGCACUCUGAGAAUAUGCCAAAGUUAAAGACGCCUGAGGACUACAUGGACAAUCAGAUGGCUGAGUUGCUGUUCUACAUGGAGAAACUAAGAGGUCUGCUGAAAAAAUACAAACACGUCGUACAGCGCUACCAUGUUCAGUACUUGGCACAGUUUGAUGCCUUGGUUCUCAAUGACACCAUACAGAACAUGUAUGUGUGUCCAGAAGAGGAGUCAGUCCUGAUGAGUUCCUUUGUUUCAACCUUGUCUGCCCUCUCAAUCAAACAAGUGGAAAACAAAGAAGAAUUUGAUUUCAGCGCCCUGCGACUGGACUGGCUGAGAUUACAGGCCUACACAAGUGUGAACAAGGCCGCUCUUCCAAUAAAGGACUACCCUGACCUAGCAAAGGUGAUGAAUGUGAUCCAGUUUCACACCAAGAUGGUGGACAGUUUGGAUGAGAUGCUGCAGGAGACAUCUGAUCUGUCCAUAUUCUGUUUCUUUCCACGAGUGUUUGAGAAGAUGUUUUCCCAGAGCAAUGAUGAGAUGAAGCGCUACCUCAUGGCCUUCCCUUGUGUCUUCUCUCACUUCAGUCAGUGUGGGAACGCUCUCUGUCCAGAAGAGACAGAGGCAAUGGAGAAGAAGAGUCUGCGUCUGUGUGUGACCUUCCUGGAGCAGAUAGCCAAGCAGACCAGCAACGUUGUGUUAGAAAUAUGUGCUGAGCAGUGCAACCUCAAUGACCAGUUGCUGGCCAAGCACUGUGCUGAGACUAUCAGUGCAGCUCGCUAUAGAAAGCAAAAGAAGCCGAUGCCAAAGAAAGGAGAGGUCCAGAAAGAGAAACCAGGGGCUGAAAGCUUGAGGAAAGACCGGACCAUCCUUACCAAUAUGGACAAGAUGCAUCUGAACCUGACAGAGCUCUGCUCCUCCUACAGUCUCUGCAGUGACUUUAUUGUCUUUGACCACAUCGUUGUUCCCACUGAGUUUCUUAUUUCUCAUCUGGAGACACGCCUCUCUGAGAUCAUCGUGAGAAUGGCCAAUUACAACCAGACCACCCAGGAGAUAGCCCGUCCCUUGGACCUCCUGGCAGCGGUAAGAGCCUACACAGCCAGCUUGCACUGCCUCUCCAGCUACAUCAGUGUGGACGUCACCCGACUGGUGAAGAGCGUCCUACUGCAGCAAACCCAGCCACUGGACUCCCGUGGAACACAGACCAUCACAACCCUUUACACAAACUGGUAUCUGGAGAGUCUCUUGCGUCAGGCCAGCAACUCCCUCAUCGUCCACUGCCCUACGAUGCACUGCUUUGUCAACCAAGUUAUUGACAAUGAACCAAGUUUCAGAGCAGAGGAGUACUCAGAUAUAUCAGAGCUACAGGCCCUGGCGGAGCUAAUUGGUCCAUAUGGCCUGAAGUUCUUGAGUGAGAACCUGAUGUGGCACAUCACCUCGCAAGUCAGUGAGCUGAAGAAACUGGUAAACGAGAAUAUGGACAUCCUGGUACAGAUGAGACACAACUUUGAUAAGCCAGAGGAAAUGGUCGACCUUAAAAAGAGGCUGACAGGUGGAGAGAACGUGCUGAAGAGGAUGACCAUCAUCGGGGUGAUCCUGUCCUUCAGAUCAAUGGCACAGAGCUGUCUGAAAGAUAUCCUGCAUAAGCAUUGCCCGUACCUGAUGGGGCCCAUUGAGGGCCUGCGGGAUAUCAUCACCCCUGAAUCCGAGAUGAAGGUGACUCUAGGCGUUUUUGAGUUGGCCUCUGCUGCAGGGAUUUCGUGUGACAUCGAUCCUGCCCUUGUCACAGCUAUUAGAAAUAUGCAGACAGAUAACACAUCCAUUGAUGAGGAGUACAAGCUGUCCUGCUUGCUGCUUGUCUACAUCGCAGUGUCCCUGCCCACUCUGGCCCUGGACCCCAACUCUUUCUACAGCCGAGAGCAUGGAGGCCACAACAACAACAUCCACUGUCUAGCCAAAUCUAUCAACCAGGUGGCUGCUGCCAUGUUCACCGUUCAGAACAAGAACAUCGAGCAGCAUCUCAAAGAGUUUCUCCUGAUGGCGUCCUCCACUCUUCUUCAGCUGGGACAAAAUGUGGAGAGAGUGGAGAGUAAAAACCGAGAGUCUGUCUACUUGCUCCUGCACAUGAUUGUGGAGGAGUCUGCAUUCUUGAGCCAAGACAUGCUGGAAAGCUGCUUCCCAUAUGUUCUGCUCCGAAACGCCUACAGAGAGGUGUUCAGGUCUUUCGUCAUCACUCUCGGGUGAAGACUUUAUUGAAUACUUUGGAUUUAACCUGUAUUUAUCCUACAUAGUGUUUUAAUGUGCAUGCAGUUCAUUCUAUGUUUUCACACACUGAAGCUCUGUCCCUUCAGACCAACCUACCAAACUAGCUUGAUCACAGUUAGUGCUGACAGUGCUUCCUCAGUCAGUGCUCUUUGUAUAUGUGGAUUUAAAAAGAUCCUCUUCAUUUGCAAACUUGUCUAUCAACCAGUAUUAUGGAGUAGAUUUAUGACUGCUGUAAAACUUGAUAUCAGCUUGAAAAUGUUUCUAAUGCAAAUCAGGUAUAUUCUGGAACAACCCCUCUAUAUCAAUGCCGAACUCCAAAACAAAAAUAAUGCAUGUUUUCUAAAUAUUU